Molecule: messenger RNA, 1409 nt
Organism: Solea senegalensis (Senegalese sole)
Lineage: Eukaryota; Metazoa; Chordata; Actinopteri; Pleuronectiformes; Soleidae
Exons: 6
Coding region: 16-702 (228 amino acids)
Source: RefSeq, a predicted model, not a curated record
GGUUUCAGAGCUGCCAUGGUGAUGAAGGGAGUAUUUAUUUGGCUUUGUUCAGUAGCAGCCUUAGCUUUCUCCAGUGGGCAUGUUAGUGACCAACAGGAGGCAGCAGAGUGUGCGUGGACUGCACAGCACACUGCUGGACUGCUGCAGUCCUUGAGGAAUGUGACUGAUCAUCUGCUCAAACAGCAGCUGAAAGACGUCUCUGGUAAGAAUGCUACUGGCCAACAGGAGGCAGCAGAGUGUGCAUUGAGUCCACAGCAGACUGCUGCACUGCUGCAGUCCAUGAGGACCGUGACUGAUCUACUGUACAAAGAGCAGCUGAAAGAAUGCCCUGAGGCCGAAGUGCCCGACAACGGAGGGUUGGCGUGUGUCACAGUGAACAACAAGCGCUACUGCAAACCUAUGUGCAACUAUGGGUACGACUUUAUGUUCAUGAGGAGGAGCCGUUUGUAUGAAGAAUGCAGUAAAGAGACAGGAUAUAAAUGGAACACGCAGUACAUCGGAGGAAACAAACUGGCAGUGUGCAACAAAGAGCCAACUCAGGUUUCAGGAGCGUCAUCGGCAUAUUUUCCAAAAGAUCGGGACUGCCUGACGACCAAGACCCAACAUCUGGACAGCUUCAUCGACAGUAUUACCGCUGAGAUACAGAGCCAAGGAAUACUGGGAAAACCAGAGAACGCCUGUCUUUUAUGUGGAAGACCAUGAUGUAAUAAAAAAAAAAAAGUAUAAAAUUGUGCAUCAUGUGUUUUCAGAUUGUUACAUGUUCAUUGUAUGUUCCUAUGAGUGAUUCUGCCAGGCAUGCAAAGCAAGCUGUGCGAUUCCCUGAUGAGGAUUGGUCCGGCUGAAGCAGAGGCGGUGUACUUCCUGCAUCCUGUCCACCUGCGUCUGUGAUUGGUGUGGCUGUGGGUCUACUGAAUCUACCAAUCGAGACUCUGCAAUCCACUCCAGCUGCAACAUAAAUGACUUGUGUGCCCUCAGUUCAUGGCGGCUGUGAGACAGUGAUCAGUUUGCCUCGCUGGUGGUUACAUACUGUUGGGUUAAAGCAUAUUGAAAUUGAGUCUUUGUUUAGUUUUACCUGGCUGGAAACUAUAUGAGUUGUUUUAGCAAGUGUGUUAAAUCUUUGUACGUUUAACUAGUUCACGGAGUACCUUGAUGGCCUCUCCUUCUUUUGUUGAGUUUCUUUUGCAGGAUAGCUGAUUGUUUGUUUUGUGCUUUUUUUGUGUUUGUAAAGCUUCUGGGUGCUGACCUCCUUUAGUUAUUUGGUGUUCCUUUUUUUUUUUUUCACGAACAAAAUAGUGGUUGAUGUUACUUUGUGUUUUAGUUUAUUUGUCAGCACCUGUACAGCCUCCUUCUGUUGUGUUUUCUUGUGCAUGUGCACCCUCCUUAGUUAAUUAAAUGCCUGACUUUACCCU